Messenger RNA from Drosophila willistoni, 2329 nucleotides. RefSeq names its product myrosinase 1. Lineage: Eukaryota; Metazoa; Arthropoda; Insecta; Diptera; Drosophilidae. Gene Ontology annotation, molecular function: beta-glucosidase activity. The transcript has 5 exons. The record is from RefSeq and is a predicted model, not a curated record. The coding region runs from base 414 to 2069 and encodes 551 amino acids. Gene Ontology annotation, biological process: carbohydrate metabolic process.
AAUUUCAAUUUCAGUUUCAAUUUAAAUCGCAAACUAUUAGUAUAAAAAAAAAAACUGUUUAAUUAAUCUAAAUCGCAUGAUGCAAAAGUAAACAUUAUAAACCUCCCCCACUCCCUCGCCACACACACUGAGAGAGACACACAGAAAAUGUUUGAACCGAAAGUAAAGAGUUAAACGAUAAGAGUCCCUCGGCUUAAGUCUGCGUAUUCGAAUUCGAUUCUCUGUUGUCACCUGUUUACCAGAGUUCAUUUGCAAAUCUUUCGCGAUCGUGUCGACAGCGUAAAUUGGAAAAGUCAAACCGAAAAGAAACAAUCAAGAAGUUUUUGUUUAAGAAAAGUGCAAAAAAAAAAAACAUUGCUGAUAAGGAUAUAUCCAUCAUACUAUACCGCCUAUACAUAUAUGAUUUGUGCAAAAUGUUGAAAUUUAUUUGCCCUAUAUUAGUUUUAAUUGUGGCCAUCCAUGGCGAUCCAGUGAGUAAAACCCGUACCUUUCCCCAAGACUUCUUAUGGGGUGUCGGCUCAUCGGCAUAUCAAAUCGAAGGCGGUUGGAAUGCCGAUAAUAAGGGUGAAUCCAUAUGGGAUCGUAUGGUUCAUACAUAUCCCGACAAGAUAGUCGAUCAAUCGAAUGGUGAUAUUACAUCAGAUAGUUAUCAUCAGUGGCGACGCGAUGUCCAGAUGGUUAAGGAUCUGCAUGUGUCCACCUAUCGUUUCUCAUUGUCGUGGACUAGAAUCAUGCCCGGCGGCUAUAUGAAUCAUGUUAGCACCGCUGGCAUUAAGUACUAUAGCAAUCUGAUUGAUGAGCUACUUAGAUAUAAUAUCACACCGAUGGUCACCAUUUAUCAUUGGGAUCUGCCGCAGCGUCUGCAAGAGCUGGGCGGCUGGACCAAUCCAGAGAUUAUACCCAUAUUCAAGGACUAUGCUCGUCUAGUGCUGGAGAUGUUCGGUGAUCGUGUCAAGACCUGGACCACACUCAAUGAGCCAUGGCAUGUGUGUGAAUAUGGCUAUGGGGUAGACUAUAUGGCACCUUCAUACGAUUUUCCCGGCAUACCCGCCUAUCUCUGUACCCACAAUAUGCUCAAGGCCCACGCCGAGGUGGUGCACAUGUAUCGUGAGCAAUUCCAGAAACGUCAACGUGGACGCAUGGGCAUCACCAUCGACUCGUCGUGGAUGCAACCGAAAGACGCCAAUUCACCGGAAGAUCGUGAGGCCUCGGAACGAGCCCUGCAGUUCUAUGUCGGUUGGUUCGCCCAUCCCAUUUUCUCCAAGGAGGGCAAUUAUCCCAAAGUUAUGAUCGAUCGCAUUCGGAAUUUGAGUAGGGAACAAGGAUUUGGCUCUCGAUCACGUCUGCCAGAGUUCACCGAGGAGGAAGUUCGUCGCAUCCGCGGCACAGCGGAUUUCUUUGGCCUAAACUCGUACACCACUUACUUGGUCCAUCCAAAUGAUCAUAAUAAUUCGGUGAAUUUCCGUGUGCCUUCAUUCGAUCACGAUAUGGGAGUGGUGCAGACCAGAGAUCCCAAUUGGCAGGGUUCUGGUUCGACUUGGCUGAAGGUUGUUCCUAAAGGUCUUUACAAUCUGAUCAGGUGGAUUCAUCGCGAAUACGAUGGCCCUGAGAUUAUUAUCACCGAAAAUGGAGUAAGUGAUCGCGGUGGUCUGGAGGAUUAUGCUCGCGUUGACUAUCUCAAUUCGUAUUUGUCCGCCGUAUUGGAUGCCAUUGAGGAUGGCGUUAAUGUCAGUGGCUAUAUUGUCUGGAGUUUGAUGGACAGUUUCGAAUGGAAGGCCGGAUUCACCGAAAAGUUCGGUCUCUACCAUGUGGACUUCAAUUCGCCAAAACGGACACGUACACCAAAGAUAUCGGCCAAAGUGUAUGGGCAUAUUUGCAAAUCCAACAGUAUCGAUUGGAGCUAUAGACCUGUUCUGGAUGAGCAGCAACUGGUGGCCAUGGCCCAGUUGCCGGCUGACGAUGACUCAUUGGCCAAGGCCUCGGGGGCAGCAUCCACGGCCACAAUUUGGAGUUGGAGUCUGGUCUUGCUGAUGGUGACGUUGGUGGGGCUAAACACUUGGCAUUGCUAGAGCGGAUGAAGUUAAAGUUGAGAAGGGAAAACGAUUGUCAGUUGACUGUUUUCUCUCAUGUUGUUGCAAAGUAUUUUUUUCCAUUUAAGUUUUGUCUAACAACCAAUUAUGUAUGUAUGUAUCUUCUUCUUUUUUUUUUAUCUCCCCCCUGUAUAUAUGUAUGUAAUUUUAUGUGUAAGCAAGAGACUCAAACUGAAUAAAGAAAUUUUUGUGAUAUUUGCAAAAGUUUUUGCAAUAUCUAGGUAUCAAUUUUCAAAGAG